Molecule: messenger RNA, 1123 nt
Organism: Aethina tumida (small hive beetle)
Lineage: Eukaryota; Metazoa; Arthropoda; Insecta; Coleoptera; Nitidulidae
Product: probable ribosome production factor 1
Exons: 3
Coding region: 97-1092 (331 amino acids)
Biological process (GO): maturation of 5.8S rRNA; maturation of LSU-rRNA
Cellular component (GO): nucleolus; preribosome, large subunit precursor
Molecular function (GO): rRNA primary transcript binding
Source: RefSeq, a predicted model, not a curated record
AGUUAUAUUUUCAAUACCCUCACAGCCGCCACUGCUUUUUAUUAUUCACCGGUUGACAGUUGAAGGCGCAUUUGACCAUAAACAUAACCUCCAAAAAUGUCCGAUGAUGAGCACAUGGAUAUUAAAGAAAUUAAAAUAGAAGACGAUGAGGACAUCAAACCGUCAAAAUCCGGCGAAGUUCUGUUCCCGAACGAAACCAAAUUCGCCCACAUUAAAAACAAACAAGUGCGCACUCAACAAUUUCAAAAAACACAACGUGAACUAAAAAAGGCGAAAAAGGAGGCGAAGAAGAAGCGCGAACGGGAAGGCGCCCCCAAAAAGCAGCCGCAUACAAUUGAAAGUCUGAGGGAAAAAGAUGAAACAACAGUAGUUGACAUAGAAGAAGAAGGCAAUGAGUUGGUCAAGGAAGACAUAGAACACGACGAAUUUAGUCAAUAUUAUAAGCACGCGUACGAACCUAAAGUCCUUAUAACUUACACGGAGGAGCCUCUGAAGAAAACCAGAAUAUUUGGCAGGGAGCUGCGCAGGAUUAUUCCCAAUUCGGUGUCGCUGUAUCGUAACAACGCCUCCAUUAAGUCCAUAGUGAAAAGUGCGACGAAAAGGGACUUCACGGACAUCUUGGUAAUUAAUGAAAACAAAAAACAACCAGACGGUUUGUUGCUCAUUCAUUUACCCAAUGGGCCAACUGCACAUUUUAAAAUAAGCAAUCCCAGAAUUACGACAGAACUGAGGAAGAACUACAGGCACAUAACUGCGCACAGGCCGGAGGUGGUUUUGAAUAAUUUUACCACCAGGUUGGGGUUAACUGUUGGUAGGAUGCUGGGUGCUAUUUUCCAUUAUGAUCCUGAGUUUGUGGGACAGAGAGCUGUAACGUUUCACAACCAGAGAGAUUUUAUAUUUUUCAGGCAUUAUAGGUACACAUUUGACAGUGAGGGUAAGAGAGCAAGAUUAAAAGAGUUGGGGCCAAGGUUUACCUUAAAAUUGAGGUCGUUGCAGAAGGGCACAUUUGACAGUAAAUAUGGACAAUAUGAAUGGAUUAUUGAAGGAAGAAGGCAUAAAAUGGAGACAAGCAGGAGGAAAUUCUUUUUGUAAUGUUAAUAAAUAUUUUAUUAUAAGUAUUAAA